AUGUCGCAGAGAGAGAGCCCCGGGCUGCAGGAGGAGAGCCUGCACGGCUCCUGGGUAGAAUUACACUUCGGCAGUAACGGGAGUGGGAGCAGUGUUCCCGAUUCCGUUUCUAUUUAUAACGGCGACAUGGAAAAAAUACUGCUGGACGCGCAGCACGAAUCCGGACGGAGCAGCUCCAAGAGCUCUCACUGCGACAGCCCGCCCCGCUCACAGACCCCCCAGGACACUAACAGAGCUUCUGAGACAGACACGCACAGCCUCGGAGAGAAGAACAGCUCCCAGUCUGAGGAAGACUUCAUGGAGAGGAGGAAAGAGGUCGAAAGCAUCCUGAAGAAAAACUCAGACUGGAUUUGGGAUUGGUCCAGUCGGCCAGAGAACGUCCCCCCGGCCAAGGAGUUCCUGCUCUUCAAGCACCCGAAGCGCGCGUCGACGCUCAGCAUGCGCAACACGAGCGUCAUGAAGAAGGGCGGCAUCUUCUCCGCGGAGUUCCUCAAGGUCUUCCUGCCGUCACUGCUGCUGUCCCACCUGCUGGCCAUCGGGCUGGGGAUCUACAUCGGGAGGCGCCUGACCACAUCCACCAGCACGUUCUGA
Messenger RNA from Rangifer tarandus platyrhynchus (Svalbard reindeer), 591 nucleotides. NCBI's taxonomy places the organism in Eukaryota, Metazoa, Chordata, Mammalia, Artiodactyla, Cervidae. The record is from the annotation of a GenBank genome assembly.